AUGUUGACACUCAAUGCCUUUGCCACUUUGGCCAUCCUUUCAACUUUGGUUGCUGGUAUUCCUCUUCCACGAAAUGAAAAUGAGGCUGUCUCAUUUCAGAGCUACGUACCAACCACUGUUACAACAGUUGGCGAUGACGAGACUCUUCCGGGAAGCCAGAGAACUGAGAAGAGAGGGCGGCUCACAACUGAGGGUGUGACAAAACUUCAAAAACUCGGGCGCAUAAAGCCCGAACCAAAGCCUCAACCAGAACCUGGACCAAAACUUGAAAGACUUCCAAACGUUAAGAAAGGGCAGAAGUAUGAAAGUCUAGUUGACAUACUACCCCAAACUCGAUUCACUUCGCAGCAACGCCAGUUUCAGAAGAGGGCAUCGUGGCUAACCGUGAAAGCGGUGUUGGAGUCAGCGAAGAAGCCAAAAUCUCAACAACCCACACCAAUUCAGAGACAAAAUCAGUUCAAAAAAAAUAUAUAUUAUCAGAGACAAAAUGAGUUUCCAAAAAAUCCGCCUUUUCAAAAACUCAAUCAGAUUUCAAAACAGCCAGAACCCAAGCCACAAGCAGCAGGUAAAUUGACCAAAUCGAAAUCCUUCUAA
Messenger RNA from Hymenoscyphus albidus, 594 nucleotides. The record is from the annotation of a GenBank genome assembly. Lineage: Eukaryota; Fungi; Ascomycota; Leotiomycetes; Helotiales; Helotiaceae.